Molecule: messenger RNA, 2418 nt
Organism: Athalia rosae (coleseed sawfly)
Lineage: Eukaryota; Metazoa; Arthropoda; Insecta; Hymenoptera; Athaliidae
Gene: Ude
Exons: 4
Coding region: 766-2193 (475 amino acids)
Source: RefSeq, a predicted model, not a curated record
UUCAUUCGUAGGAUCGUAGAAGACGUUCCGUGCUUUUUAACAAGAUUGUCAAUGUCCAGUUCCAUUGGAUAGUCCGCGUUGAAGAACAUCAUCUUAUUAUGCAACUUUCAUACACGGAAUAUUGUUUUAUUUGUGUUCAAGAUAUUCACCGAAUGACGUAAUUACUCGAAGAGGUCGCGUGUAUAUUUUCGGUUCUGACACAAUCUGCACGCGUUCCGCGGGAGGCUGCGUGCCGAUGUCGCGGCAUUUCGGACUCGUGUUUACAUAUCUCUGCGGCUGUGAGAUUCAAGUAUCAGCUCGAUUUCAACUCCUACAUAAAAUUUACGUACGUUCGACACAUCCGUUAUUGAACGUGAUCACUUCUGCCUUCGUCCAUUGGCCGGUAUUGUCGUAGCUGAUUCAAGCUCGAUGACAUCGUCAGGAGAGAGACGGAAAGGGUGUCUGAAUUAGUCAGACCAGCACAUCGUAUACGCGCUAUAAUAAUAUUUCUAUUCAUCAUACCUGCAUAUAGCCGUUUACGUUCACCAUUUACCAAUGAAAAUAUACCACUGAUCGUUAGUUCGGAACGAGACUUCGCUGUGGAUUAGAGUCGCCGAAGAAUUUUGAGUAUAUUAUUCGGUGUCCGGUGGUUCAGUGUUGUGCGAAUAAUCGAUCGAGUGUUACGUAGUGCGAACUCUAUGAUAUUUGAACAACCGACGAGGACUUGGGAGUAUAAAAUAUUGCAGUGACCGAAAAAUUUGUAUCGUAAUUUUUGAACCAUAAAGCAUGGCGAAAACGAAGGGUGUAAAUGGUGAACCAGAAGAGAGCGCAAUGGGAUUCAAAGACAAGCAGAAGGCUCUUGACACUUUGAAGGUCCUCGACGGUCGCGAUAUUAGCUAUCAGUAUCACGUUAUCACGAGUUUUGUCAGCCGGGCUAAAAGGACUAUUCAGAUAACGAAAGAUGAAGAAAAAUUGGCCAAUUUGCGCGAAGCUCAACAGGUAUUCGAAGAUUGGCUCACGGAUUAUAAAGAAAAUCAUCGCAGCAAAGAAAAUCUCUCCUAUCUACCGAUCGAGACCGUCAAGGGUUACAGGGCCUUGGCAAAGAAAUACGAUAUUCUAAACGACAAAUUUUACUCAGCAUAUAGGAACGUGAAAGGUGAUUACAAGGCCUUGCGAUCGAUGAAGACUUCGGACGGUGAAGAAACGUGGGAUGUAUCGAGAAAUCGUGAGCUGAAAGCAAUAAUUGGUGAAAUAAAGGCAGAGCAUAUUCAAUGGUUUGAAACCGACGAUGGAGUGUUCAGAGGACUCCCAACUAAAGAACACACGCGAUGUAUUUCGCUGGGUUACAGUCCGGAGCCAACAAAGAUAAAAAAAUUGAUAUCACAGGUAAAGGAAAAGUUUGGAGAGAUCGAGGAUAAUGAGGAUGAGGAUCAAGAUAUGGAUUCUGUGUCUUCGGGGUCCGAUGUCGAAAAUCGAGGGAAGGGGGUUGCCAAACGAAGGCACGAGAGCUCAUCGAAUAGCGAUGACAGCGAUGAUGAGCCGAAAAAGAAAUCACCCAAAAAAGAUAGUAAUGACAAAAGGGGAGAAAAAGCUGGUAAGGGCAAGACGGACGUUAGAGAAGAAAAGGAAGAAGGCGGACUCAGUUUCAAAAACAAACAGAGGGCUGUCGAUAGUUUGAAGUCUUUGGAAGGUCGCGACGUUGCUUAUCAAUAUCACGCAAUCACAGGACUAGUCAGAAGAGCAGAAAGGGUCAUUAGUUGUACUAAGGAUGAGGAGAAAAUUAAAAAUAUGAAAGAGGCCAUUGAGGUGUAUGAAAACUGGGUCACAGAUUACAAUGUCAAUGGGCGAUCGAAGGAAAAUUUCGGAUAUUUACCGCUCGAUAUCGUUCAAAGUUAUAAACCUCUGGCGGAUAGAUAUGAAAUCGAAGACACGGGCUUUUUGAAAGCGUACGAUGAGGUGGAUGGAGACUACAAAAGACUUCGAUCGGUAAAAGUGCCUGGUAAAGAAUUAACGUGGGACAUUGAAAGAAACAAUAAUUUACGUCCGUUAAUCGAAGGAAUUAAAAGCAAACACAUUCAAUGGUUCGAGACGGAUCCCACCGAUCUUCGAGGUCUGCCAACUAAGGAACACACGCAAUGCAUAAUGUGGGGAUUCAGCCAUGACGCAGCAAAAAUAAAAAAGCUCUUACCCACUCUGAAGCAGAAACUCAACUAAAAUUAUGCAAAUACUACAGAAUUUUGUAAGAGGUGUUGAUCAUCUUCAAAUUAAAAAAAUUGAUUGAAGGUAUUUAUACCAUAGAUAUAUUGAAUUUUAUACCAAAUUUUGGUAAUUAGUACAACCAAUUGUUUUUUCCAUUAUUAUCAGUUGAAGACUCGUGUCUAAUCAUUUGUAAAAUUUUUAUUUCAAUAUAUGUAGUUGCAGAAUAGACCUUUGACAAUA